Molecule: messenger RNA, 2333 nt
Organism: Synchiropus splendidus (mandarinfish)
Lineage: Eukaryota; Metazoa; Chordata; Actinopteri; Syngnathiformes; Callionymidae
Gene: rgs7bpa
Product: regulator of G protein signaling 7 binding protein a
Exons: 6
Coding region: 808-1563 (251 amino acids)
Biological process (GO): G protein-coupled receptor signaling pathway
Cellular component (GO): postsynapse; nucleus; neuron projection
Source: RefSeq, a predicted model, not a curated record
ACUAUUGCGUCUUCAAAGCAGCUGCUUCCAUCCUCUGCAGCAGAGCAGACAGCUGUUUUGGAGCGUUUGACUGCGUUAGUCACAAGCGUCAGUGGCAGCAGGCAGGUUGUGGAGCUCAGAGAGCCUCCAGCGCAGGGCGGGGGUCUGGCUUGAUGGGCUCGUUUAGUAUUCCCGUCCUUUGGGUGCGCAGUCUUUCCAGAUCCGCGUCAGGCCUGCAGCGACUGCUCGUCUUCUGCUGCCUCUCCAAGGUGACUCUCGGGCCCGGUGCAAGCUCUGAGGAUCCGGAGCAAGACACGCGAGCCUCAUCCGGAGCGGGAUAUGCGCCCGAGUUUUUCUUUUGUCGCUUUGUUUUUCUCCUGCGGUAAAGGAGGAUUCCACCUGCGGGGACGCCGGAGAUCGCUAUCAGCCGCCUCCCUCUGUUUUUAAUGGAAACGCGCAAUCACAAGAAAUGGUUGCAUUUGGCGAAUCUGCCGUUCCGAGUGUGAUGUUCCGCUGAGCUCGGUGCGGGGGGUGAAAGUGUGCGCCAGCCGCUGCGGGACUGAAGGUGACUCGCGCCCCGCCGCAGUCGAGGCAAUGCGGAGAGCCGCUCAUCCGGUACUUGCUCUGCGACCUGGUGGAAAACAUCCUCUUCCUCAGUAGAGGGAGGAACCGUCACUGACUCUCGGCGAUCACCGAUUCGCGCAGUCGCUGGAUAUUCGGGCGAAGAGUUGUGGUGCAGGGCGGUGCGGACAGCGAGGGGCGGCGGGGCUGACGGAAGGACAGAGCCCGGUUCUGCACUAGAAUCGUUUUAUUAGUAGAUGUGUAUGCAUGAGUUCUGCAUCGAAUGGGCGCAAAAACCGCCCCAGAUCCACCGGAAACAUCUUCCAGAUCGGCAAGCCUCCACACCGAGAGUCACAGCGGAGGGAGAGCACCGAGAGCAGCCGCAGAGCCCAGCGCGCCGUGGCCGACUGCAGGAUGAUUGUGCAGGAGUUCAACACACUGGUGGCGCUCUAUCGUGAGCUGGUCAUCUCCAUCGGCGAGAUCACCGUCGACUGCCCUUCUCUGAGGGCGGAAAUGCUCAAGACCAGAACCAAAGGAUGUGAGAUGGCCAGGGCAGCACACCACAGCCUCUCGCUGAUAUCAGGACCCGAGGACGGGGAGAUCCACCCGGAGAUCUGCCGGCUCUUCAUCCAGCUGCAGUGCUGUUUGGAGAUGUACAUCACUGAGAUGCUGAAGUCCGUCUGCCUGCUGGGUUCCCUGCAGCUGCACAGGAAAGGUAAAGACGCCUGCGCCCCUCCUGUGCUGGACAGUAAGUGCGAGGAGAGCUCUGACAUCCCCAUCCUGGAGGACACGUCGUCCUCCCCCACUGACUGCCCACAGCUCUGCUGGCUGGUGGCUACUGACAUAGAAAACAUAGAAAAGGACAUGAGGGAAAUGAAGAACCUUCUCAGUAAACUCAGGGAGACCAUGCCUUUACCACUGAAGAACCAAGAUGACAGCAGUCUGCUGAACCUGACUCCCUACCCGCUGGUCCGACAGAGGAAGAGACGGUUCUUUGGACUCUGUUGCCUGGUUACCAGCUAAGGGCGACGCCUUUGAGUGGUAAAGGCAACAUCAAAGACACCAUCACCCACCGUCCUUCACCGCGCGUGUCUCCCACCGAUCUCUUACUGCCAUUUUCCAAAAAAAGAAAAAGAAAGAAAUCUAUCUCUUACACGUUCCUUUCCAAAAGCUGCCCAUUUUCUAUUUUUAUUUUUGGAAUACCGAGAAUUGUUAUGAUGAAGACUGAAGUCCUCAACAUAUAUUUUAAGAUACUUUACAGACAGGUUUCCCCUACCUUUUCGGGUAGCUGAGAUCAGAGGAGAAUGCAAGGACACUCAGUAGACGUCAGUGUUUGAUUAUCAUGAUCGAAAAUGUGGAUUCAUGUCUAAAAAAGGGAAUUUACAUGUUUGUUCGUCCGGAUUCAUGUGAUGAAACGUGUGGAGGGAGGUGCUGGUAAAGACCUUUGUUUGUCUCGAUGAGAGGUUCGUGCAGCGUCAGUCUGAUGUAUAUUACCGUCCCUGGUUUUCGUUUCUUAAUGUUUCUCCUACUAAAUGUACUUGAUUUAGUCUUCCAUGAACCAAAAACCUGUUCCCAACUUCUUUCUCUUUACAACUUGAAAUGGAACAUACAGUCGAAAACUUCUUUGCACACGGCAUCUAUCUAUUAACUGAGACGUUAGAUGUGUAUAUAGCAUCCAUCGAUGGGUUCUGUUCAGAGUUCUGUAACUCCGGGAAGUGCAGCAUGUGUCAAUGAUAGUUAAUAUUGAUCAUCCAUGUGCGGGUCAGACAGAGAUAGUCAAAGGUCAAAGGUGA